Molecule: messenger RNA, 3903 nt
Organism: Antechinus flavipes (yellow-footed antechinus)
Lineage: Eukaryota; Metazoa; Chordata; Mammalia; Dasyuromorphia; Dasyuridae
Gene: POLDIP3
Product: DNA polymerase delta interacting protein 3
Exons: 9
Coding region: 100-1353 (417 amino acids)
Biological process (GO): mRNA export from nucleus
Cellular component (GO): nucleus
Molecular function (GO): mRNA binding
Source: RefSeq, a predicted model, not a curated record
AGCUGGGAACCGGAAGUAGUUGCGUCCUUCUCCGGCACCGAUGGGAGGGGGAGCGCCGAGUAAGUGAGCGGUGCCUCUUCUCGUUUUUCGCGGCGCAAGAUGGCGGAUCUGUCCCUGGACGAGCUCAUCCGGAAGCGCGGAGUGACGGUGAAGGGCCGACUGAAUGCCAGGCCGGGGAUCGGAGGCAUCCGGUCUCGCAUCGGGCUCCCUCAGGCCCUCCUGAAUCGGCCGAUGCCGGCUCCGGGUUUCCAGCAGAUCUUUGAUGCUCGGCAGAGGAUCGGGCUCACGGAUGCCAGGCAGAAGUUGGGAGUCAAAGAUGCCCGAGAGAAACUUUUGCAGAAAGAUGCUCGCUUUCGGAUCAAAGGGAAAGUGCAGGAUGCCCGGGAGAUGCUGAACUCCCGAAAACACCAGACCCUCGCAGCAGAGAAGGGGACCAAAGUGACCGAUGCCCGGGAGAAGAUCAGCUUGAAACGGAGCUCGCCCGGCUCCUUGCUGAGGCCGGCUGCCAGCUCACUGCCUCCCACCAUGAAGAUUACCAAAACUAUCCAGAAAGCUGCCCUCCCGAUUCUUCCCCAUCCCGCUGGAAUGAGAAUCAACGUGGUCAACAACCAUCAGCAUAAACAGAGCCUGUACGACGUAGAUGAAGAUGAGGAAGCUUCUGUGCCCAUACCCAGCAAACAGAUGAAGCUUGCCGGCAGCCCCAGCUUCCUGCAGCACAUGGCAGGGUUCAGCAGCUCUAAAUUCUCCUUAUCCAAGGCCCUCCCUCUGACCAAAGUCGUCCAGAAUGACACGUACACAGCCCUUCCAGCCCCACCUUCCCCUCUGCGGACAAAAGCCUUGACCAACAUGUCCCGGACCCUGGUGACCAAGGAAGACCCCCCCAAAGAACUUUCCCCUGCUGAGCCCAUCUUUAGCCCACUGGAAGGUACCAAGAUGACUGUGAACAACCUGCACCCCCGAGUCACCGAGGAGGACAUAGUGGAGCUUUUCUGCGUUUGUGGGGCCCUCAAGCGAGCCCGCCUGGUCCAUCCUGGGGUGGCCGAGGUCGUGUUUGUGAAGAAAGAAGACGCUAUCACCGCCUAUAAGAAAUACAACAACCGGUGUCUGGACGGGCAACCGAUGAAGUGCAACCUUCACAUGAACGGUAGCGUCAUAACGUCGGACCAGCCCAUCUUGCUGCGGCUCAGCGACAGCCCGUUGGUGAAGAAGGAGGGGGAGUCACGGAGAUUGAGCUCCAGUGCCUCGUCUCACCCGCCCGCCGAAGUGGACCCCGACACCAUCCUCAAGGCUCUCUUCAAGUCUUCUGGGGCCUCGGUCUCGGUGCAGCCCACGGAAUUUAAGAUUAAACUUUGAAAAGGGAAUCUCAGUAGCCGCAAGGCAGGAAAAGGGGGAGGCCACGGCCACCCACCUGCCACGGCACCCUCAGAAGACAGGCUUGUGGCAGCCUCUGUGACCCAUAGGCCACCAGUGUGGGCAGAGGCCACGGGAGCUCAUGCGUUUCUCACGGGACGCUGGCACUGGUGGCUGUGGGUGGGGCUUUCUUUCUGCACUCACGCCCUCCCUGUACCAUAGUGUUUUCUUUAGGGUGUGUUUUCCCUCAUUCCCUCUAUUCUUCCCUCCCUAUUAGUUGGGGUUUUUGCUUUGUUUUGUCAGGUCUGUUCUGUGUUCUUAUCUCCGGGCCAGAGGAUGCCCUGGCAUCCAAGCCUUGUUCCCGAGUGGCUAAGAGCCCCCUCCCUCUAGGGAUGAUCCGGGCAGAUGGAGAGCCCCUUUUUCCGGGCCUCAGGCUUGCCCCCUUCCCGCAGGCUGUCAGGGGAUAGCAAAUGGGGCUCUGCCCAGUGCUGAGGGGACCCGGGCUGUGGGCUUGAGAUGGGGGAGGCCUCACUUGGGGUCCAGCCACAGCCCCACUGUCUCCCUUUCCACCUCCUCCCAACCUCCACAGAAGCUACAGGCCCGGCCCCUCCAAGCCGGGGAGGCCCCUCCCGGCGCAGAGGAACGGGAUAUCCUAUUUGUUUUCCUCCCUCCCUCCCUCUAGUCAGCUGCGCUCUAAGAACCCCAUUUCCUUGGCCUCCAAGAUUAGGGUUGUCGAGGGGAGACUGGGGAGCGCGGGCCUUCUGAGAAGAGCCCGGGCCACCUCUAAGCCAGCCAGGCGUCUGAGGCAAGACCCACCCCCGAACGGCCCAGGACAAGGUGGCGGCCACAGACUCAUUUUUUUUCUCUGUAGCUUUCAAAUCCCCCCCGGGAAAGUUGCAGAGGAACCCGGCGCCGCUGAAGGAGCAAGGGGCAGCCCCGCCCCUGGCCGGCGUCUUCCCUUGGGUGUCACGGCGUUCCUCCCUCCCUCCCUCCCUCCCUCUCCAGACCGAAGGACCUGCUCCUCGGGAAGGGCCUGGCGGCCCUGGCGUCUCCGUCCUUCCCUCUUAGCUCACCAUCCAUGUCUCUUGUCGUUUGGAGGGAGAGGGAGGGCUAGGGAGGCAGAAGAGACUAUGUAUUCACCUGUUUCUGAAUAAACGUUUGUUAUACCUAGAGUGGCCCCAGCUGCCCGUCUGUGGGCCCACGGCUCGGCGCUCGGCUCCGUGGGUGUCCCGGCCCGGGCCAGGGGCCAGAGCGGGAGGCCUGAAGCGCUCCGAUUGUCCCCCGGGCCUCAGGUGCCUCAUCUGCUGAAUGGAACCUUCUGCACUCGGAGGUGACUUCCGGUCUUGGUGAAAGUCGGGGAAGCAGGAUGGGAUCGCCAGGAGAGCGGGCUCCCUUGCAACCCAAGGCUCGAGACUCUAGCUAGAAGCGAGAACGGCCAGACUUUGUACGGGAAGUGAGCUGCCCCCUCUGUUAGGGCCCGGGACAGCUGGUCUAGUCUCCACAACAGUGGGAGCCCUGGCACGGGGGAGGCGCGGGUGAAGGUUGGCAGUCGCGGCGGUGAAUCCCAGCCCUGACCCUCAGCCUCUUGGGAUUGAUAGUGGUUGGAGGGAAGCGGGAUCUCGAGCGUAUCCUCGGUCCCUUCAAACCCGAAUCUCAUUCAUUCGGAGCUCUCCAGCAAAGGCUCGGGUUGCCUUAGGGCUACAUAGAGACCCGGCAGAGAACGGGGAGGCCCAGGGCAUUUUGGGGAAGUCGGGGCUUCUUGCAGGAUGUGGGACCUUAGCAGAGAUGUGAAGGGAGCUCAGAAGGAGGUGGGGGGCAGUGAAUCCCAGAGUCGGGGUACGACAUGGGUGGGGUAAUGGGCUCGUGGGAUCCCAAAGUGGUCGGAGCAGGGGCUGCGUCCUAUAGGCUUCCGAUGCCACUUGGGAUCCUUCUGGAGGUGCUGGGGGCCCACUUCCCUUCCUGAAAGAGGUCAGCCUCUAUUUAGGAAGACCCCCGACAGGAGAGCAGACCUGGGAGACCAGCGAAAGCUCUCCCAAAAGCCCAAGUUUAAAGGGAUGAGGGACCGGAAAGUGACUUGGAGGGGGAGCCUGCACCAGACGGAGACGGAGACCCUGAGGACAUAGUGGUCCCUUCCACAUCCCAUGGAAGUUUGGAAGAGGAGCGGACCGUCUUUGUCUGACCGCGACACCCCCUACUCAAGAAGCACCUGCGGGCACAAAUACAAAAUGCUGUUUCCGCAGUCAAAGCCCUUCCUAACCUCUUUCUUAUGAUACACAGUGACUGGCCCCGGCCUCCUGACUGGAGCAUCUUUCCGCUCUGCCCACUGACCUCCCCGGCUUCCAUACGUCCCCAAGUGAUCCCUCGCCUGCAGGACACCUUCGUGAGCCCCCCUUUCACUUUUGUGUCUUCCCUCUGGUUGUGAUCUAAUUCUGGUGCAGGACGUCUUUAUCUGUUUGUUCUCCCUCGCUUCCCAUCUCCUUCCCUUGAGGACAGGACUUUUUGUUUCCCUGAGCUUAGCACUUAGUAGGCGCCUAAUAAAUGUUGAUUGAUCGA